AUGGCAAUUGCGUCCACAAGGACUCCAACCUUGACAGCCGUGCAAGAUCACGAGCGUCGACUUGGCGGUACGCCCCAGUCAUGCCUUGCUGCGCCAUCAUACUACGGUAUCUAUCUCUACUCACAAUUGCCAGAACGGUGGCACGAGGGCAUUGUCGGGCGACAAUCAGACUCGGAGACGACCGAAAAUGGUGCCCACCGCACCGAUAAAUACCCCCUGCGCUCAAACACGACGAGAGUGGAGUAUGUCCCCAGCCCAUCUCGUGUAACUUCCCUUGUGACGCAGACUGUAUCACAGCACGGGACGAGGUUCCUGGAUCUGAACGAUGAUGUCCUUGCGAUGAUCAUCUCUGAAUUCACCACCAAGGAUUCCCUUCAGCUGUCUCUCGUCGCGCGGCGGGUCCACCUAGUUGCAAAACGUCAGGCACUGUCCUCGGUGACAAUGGAGUCGGCACAGACGGUCAUUCGCAUCUGCAGAUACAUGCUCGAGGAUGUGGUCGGCCGCUUGCGGUGGAUCCGGCGGUUGUCGGUGUCCGUCUGGAUCCCAGCCAAAGGAAGUGGCCGUUAUGGAUGGUUGCUGAACAGGAACGUGGAGAUUCAAGCACCGAUGGCUAUAGGUCUCCUCGUGUCACUCUUGGAGCAAGCACAUGGGCUGCAGUAUCUCCAUGUCGGGAAUGUCGACAACAACCUCGAGUUCGACCACGCACUCCUUGACGCUAUAUGUGCGCUCCCAAACCUGGUUGAGCUGGAGCUGCUGCGCGGAGGGCGAUCCGAGACCUUGAAGCUGCUUGAUGGACUGCGAAGCCGGCCUCGCAGCCUCAUGCUGGAUGUACAACUAGUUAACGCAGAAAAGGAUGCAAUAAUUUCCCGGACCGGGAGGUUCCAGGAGCUUCGUGUGCUAGGACUCGGUGGAAUGUACAUGCAACGGUCUCGUUUUUACAAAAAUACGACGCGCUUGAUGCACGGCCUGCACCAUACAUGGCCUAAUGUCACCGACCUCACCAUUACACGUUGCGAUAUCGAGCUUCCUGCGGUCCUCCAUGCCUUCCCAAAUCUGCGCGCCCUGACAUUCACGGAGUGGGUCAACGGCCCGCGCUCGGCAGUACACGAUAGGCUGACGUAUUCCGUCCCAUCGCAGGGGCCCGCCUGUCUCGAAUACGUCGAGGGUAGUGGAUACCUGUUUGAGGACUGGCCCGCUGAGCGCCCUGUAUAUCACAUUCUCAUCCAAUCCGUACUCGCAAUUCCAAGUCAAACGGCAAUGGGCGGGGAGACGCGCUGUGGCGACCCUGAAAUCCCGAUCCUGCUGGAGAUGGCGCGCAAUGCUGAACCGGUCAUACUCACUUUCCGCAUCAUGGCAUUCGAAUCGCUGCAUGAGUCCUUCUGGAAGAGGCUGGCAGCCGAGGCGACGAGACUGCGAUGCCUCGAGGGCUGGAUGACCAACGUCCCGUCAAGUCUUUCGCCUAUCACGUCGCUCUUGUACCUCGAAAUUGCCAUCGAUGUCAGCACGUCAUGGUUCACCUCAUGCGUAAUGGAUGAGACGCCGGAGCCUGUUGACCUUGAUUGUAGUGAGGCGUACGCGGAACGGCUGGCAUCGCUCGUCAUUAUGCAGAUCCCCUCUCUUCGUUACCUCUCUCUUGGGUUUGGCUCCAUGGCGUCACAUUUACCCACCCCUCACAUACAGCCAUUUGCUGGCAGGAUGCGGAUGUGGAAGGUGGAGGGUACUGGUGGAGAGCGUGCACUCUGUCCUGUCCCUUCAACCAUUGCUCAACGACUCAAGGUGCUGCUGAAAUCCCCCGAUUAUGACCCUCUCCAAGAGAGUGAUGUACUGGACUCUAGUCAGUGAAGAGUGCUGAAGAAGCCGCUUGCCACCUCGAGGGCCGGAGGAGCAGAAAGUACAGCAUGUAGCUUACGUAUCGUUGAAGCGAGAGCGACAGUGACGUCGACAGGCGUUUCUCAAUACGGCGCGCCCAGGAUGCGAGUACAGGACUGAGCGUGUGCUACACAAUUUGGCGAGUAUAAAUUCGAAAUACCUGGCCAGUGUUUGGCCGACGAAGAGUGAGGGUAGGGCUGGGCAGGAAACAAUCCAAGCUGAAUAUGGAAGUACCAUACAAGACGGUAGGCGAGAGUGUGCUAAGCGAGCACGGGCAUGCGCUCCACGCGAUAGGCAGAAUAGGUCGCAGGCAGGAUAACGUACGGAUUGUGAUUUCAAGACAUAUAUAACCUAUACUAGGAUCUGAUUGAUCUAUUGUCUAAUCGUCAAAAAUCUAUAAUGAACAUUGU
Messenger RNA from Postia placenta MAD-698-R-SB12, 2279 nucleotides. RefSeq lists its product as hypothetical. The transcript has 5 exons. Bases 1 to 1842 code for a protein of 613 amino acids. The record is from RefSeq and is a predicted model, not a curated record. Lineage: Eukaryota; Fungi; Basidiomycota; Agaricomycetes; Polyporales; Adustoporiaceae.